Molecule: messenger RNA, 3387 nt
Organism: Diaporthe amygdali
Lineage: Eukaryota; Fungi; Ascomycota; Sordariomycetes; Diaporthales; Diaporthaceae
Exons: 13
Coding region: 1-3387 (1128 amino acids)
Biological process (GO): transmembrane transport
Cellular component (GO): membrane
Molecular function (GO): transmembrane transporter activity
Source: RefSeq, a predicted model, not a curated record
AUGCGGGUUUGGUGUGGUGGGCUUACCUCGUUCUGGGCCGCACCCCGCGAUGAUCUUCUGCCGUGGAUAUCUGAUGCAAUCGGCUACGGGUGCGACAUGGGGUUUAUCACGGCUACGUCUACGCAGGAAUUCUUGCCCGCAGCAUUCGGUCCAACCGGUCCACCGCCGCUGCUGUUGAGACUUGAGCCGGGAGCCAUGGCCGACACCGAGCCGCAAAAGUCGCCAUCGCGGUCGUUCCGCUCCUUCAUAUGGGACACCGACACGCACCUGAAGAGCCCGGAGGAACGCAAGCUGCUCCGGAAGUUGGACUGGUCGAUCCUCACCAUCGGCUGCCUCGGCUUCUUUAUGAAGUACCUCGACCAGGGGAAUCUGGCUAACGCCUAUGUCUCGGGCAUGCAGGAGGACCUGGCUAUGUACGGCAACGAGUACACGUAUGCACAGACGGCCUAUACCUGCGCGUAUGCGGUCAUGCAAGUGCCGAGCACGCUUAUUGUCCAGAAGAUUCGACCGAGCGUGUGGCUUGUGCUCAUGGAAGUCGGAUGGGGCGUGUGGACAUUUGCGCAAGCGGGAAUGCACAACGUUGGCGAACUAUACGCCUUCAGGUUCUUGGUUGGGUUCUUUGAAAGCUCCUUCUUCCCAGUCCUGCUCUACGUGCUGGGGAGCUGGUACACAAAGACAGAACUGGCGAAGCGAGUUGCAUUGUUCCACGUGACAGCGCCCUUGGGAUCUGCCUUCGGUGGCUACUUGCAAGCAGCCGUCUAUGAGAGCUUGAAUGGACGGCAUGGCCUUGCCGGCUGGCGAUGGCUGUAUAUCAUAUGUGGGUGUAUGACUAUUCCUGUCGGAAUCGCAACCUACUUCGUUCUUCCUGAUACUCCGUACACGACGAAGGCAAAGUUCCUAACACCUGAAGAAUGUGAAUUGGCAAUUUCCCGCGUCCAGAAAGCUGGAAAAGCGCCUCCCAAAGCAGUAGAUCUUCAGACAUUUAAGAGGGUCCUUUCCAAAUGGAGAUGGUAUGCUUUCGUUCUGGGCUACGUGCUGUACGGCCUGUCCUGUCAGUCUGGAGAUUAUUUUGGCAUCUGGCUCAAGUCGGAACAUUUCUCCGUCGUUGAUCGGAAUAUCAUUCCAACUGGAUCAAAACUGAUCACCGCGGCGUGCAUUAUCUUGUGGGGCUUUCUGUCUGAUUACACAGGCAGCAGAUUCGCCUUGAUAUUAGGUCCAUUGCUACUUGGAUUGGUACCGAAUGGUAUCCUUGCUGUUUGGCCUCCUAGUGUUGCGUUGAAGGAGUUUGCAUUUCUGACCAGUAGUAUACAUCUCAUGACUGCUGUGUUUUACACAUGGGCAAACGAAGUGUGUGCUGGAGACAACGAAGAGCGCGCCCUAGUUAUCAGCAGCAUGAACGGGAUGCAGUAUGCUUUUAAUGCGUGGAUCCCCAUCGUGAUUUUCCCACAGACAAUGGCCCCUACUUUCCGCCGUGGCUUCCCAGCAACCUUUGGCUUUGUCAUUGCUGCCAUCAUCGCCGUAAUUAUUAUACGCUUACUUGUCUUGCGCGAGAGUAGGAACAAGCUCGAGUCUGAAGAUUAUUCCGGAGAAGAUGGGAUUGUUGAGCUCCAGAAAAGGGAUGAAAAGAUGAAAUUGAUUGUCCUUGAUCUCAAGAUUCCAGGACUGGUCAUCGCCGCCCACACUGCUCACGCUAUUGCCGUCGCCGUCUCGACCUCACGCUCCUACACAGCCUUUGUCGCUGCUACUACCGCCGCUGAGAGCACGGCACUAAUCGUCGCGGAAUGCGCUCGCUACAACAUUCCUUCAGCCCGCAAAACUCAACGCGCCAAGAACGCAAUCCGUCGUGCCGCCGAAUCUGCUAACUGCCAAUACGGCUCCAUAUUCUGCUUCAAUAUGGCGCACAAGACAGCUGAAUUCGAUAAAAUGGUGGAGAGGCUCAUGGAGGAGUGGCAUGUACCGGGCCUGUCAAUUGCAGUUGUCCAAGGCGACCAAUUCGACGCAAAGGCCUACGGUUUCGCCAAAUUCCCAGACGAAAAAUGCACCACAGAAACCAUCUUCGACCUCGCCAGCGUCUCCAAGUGCACCACGGCAGCCGCGGCCUCCCUCCUCGUCGACGACACCAACUACCCAGACAUGCAGUGGCAAACUCCAGUUUCCAAGCUCAUCCCCUCAGACUUCGUCCUGCCCACCCAGUCCCUCACCGACCAGGUAACUCUCGAGGACAUCCUCAGCCACCGCUCCGGCAUCCCCACGCACGACGAGUCCUACCUGGGCGUGACAGCCGCCCACCCGGACGACGCCCGCUCCCUGACCCGCAACCUGCGCAACCUCCCCUUCUCCGCAGCCCUGCGCACAAAGCUGCAGUACUCCAACAUCAUGUUCAGCGUCGCCACUCACGUCGUUGAGUCUCUAUCCGGCGAGGACUACACGUCGUUCCUGCGCUCCCGCAUCUGGGACCCGCUCGAUAUGCACAACACCUUCCAGGACCGGCCCGAUGUGAGCCCCUCCGCGCACGAAGCCCAGGGCUACCGCUGGGACGAGGACGCCGAGAAGUACGUCCCCGUCCCCAUCCUCGCGUCACCGGAGGGCCGCGGCGCGGGGUGCGUCCUCACCUCCGCGGGCGACUAUGCAAAGUUCGUGCGCUGCCUGAUCAAGCGGGCGUCCCCACUGUCUGCAGAGUCGCACAAGGCGCUCGUCGAGCCCCGCACCAUCGAAGUGAGCGACCCGGACGAUCUGGCGCCGGGCUACUCGGAUGUGUCGCUGUACGCCCUGGGGCUGUAUCGGGAUUCGUAUCGCGGGAGCACGCUCAUGAUGCAUGACGGGGCGGUGCCGGGGUUUAAGGCGGCCAUGUCGUUUUUGCCGGGGAAGGAGUGGGGGGUGGUCAUUUGUACGAAUUCGAACUCGGGAAGGUAUGUCAAUAACAUUUUGAAGCAUGUGCUUAUGGAUGAGGUGCUGGAGGUGAGGGAUGAGGAAAGGGUGGAUUGGGAGAAGGUGUUUAGGGAGAAGAGGUCCAAAUAUCUGGAAGAAGACAAAAAAGAGAAGGAGAAGCCUGAAUACAGUGUGCCCGAGAGCCCGGAGCCGUUGGGGGUGGCUGUCGAAGGGCUGGUGGGGAGGUACUUCAACAAAGGAUAUAAGGAGAUUAGGCUGGAGGUGAGGGAGGGCAAGGUGGUCGCGGAUUGCUCUGACCGAUGCUUUCCGUUUGUGAUUACCUUUGGGCACCUUUCGGGGGAAAAGUUCGUGGCUGACAUGCACGACGUGUGGGAUGACUAUCAUUUCAAGAAGAAGGCCGAGGUAAAGGUGAAUGGAAAGGGCAAGGUUGUAGCUAUUGGUGUUGAUUUUGAGGACGAUAUGGAGGGUUUGAUUUGGUUCGAGAGAAUUGAGGGCUAA